This is a messenger RNA of Zootoca vivipara (common lizard), 7223 nucleotides long. NCBI's taxonomy places the organism in Eukaryota, Metazoa, Chordata, Lepidosauria, Squamata, Lacertidae. The record is from RefSeq and is a predicted model, not a curated record.
CCCUUGAUCUUUUCCUCUCCCACUUUUUUUUUUUUAAACUCCGGCUCAACAGUUUGUUUACGGUCCCUUGCUUCCCCUUCUUCUCGCGCUGCCGGACAAGUGUCUGCCCAGUGGCAUUCCGAGCAAGCGAAGCUGUUGGUCGCGCUCGAGGGAGGGAGCGGAGCCCGAGAAGCGUCGGCGGAGAUCUCCCAAGCAUUUGCUGAAUGGGAGAAUAUUCAUCGCAUCGGAGCUUUUGAAAGUCACCUCUCUAUCUGGUCCUCUGUCUGGUUUUAAAAGGAAAAGGAAGCUGCAUAAAAACGAUUUAUUUCUGGUGUUUGGGAGAAGAGGUGGUGGCGGGAAACCCAGCGAAGAUUUCCAGAACAUACCCUCGAGUUUAUCUCUUUGCUCACCGAGCCACGCCGUCAUGGACUUCCUAUGGAUGAGCUGAAAGGUUUUCAACAGCACCCGGUCUACCUCCAGCAGUGCAAAAUCCAACCCGAAGUUGCAAGAUGACCGAUGAGCCCAUCAAAGAGAUCUUGGGAGGUUCCAAAUGUCCUCAAUGUGCAACGCUGGAAAAGUGCAACAACAAUGACUGCAGGGUGACAGCUGUGCCUCUGGUGAGCGAGUGCCGGCUGACAGCCGCCACGGGGGGAGCUGAACUCUCCUGCUACCGCUGCACGAUCCCGUUUGGGGUGGUGAUCCUCAUCGCAGGGGUGGUGGUCACAGCUGUGGCGUACAGCUUCAACUCCCAUGGAUCCAUCAUCUCCGUGCUUGGGCUGGUCAUACUGUCCUCCGGACUCCUUUUGCUGGUGUCGAGCGCGUUGUGCUGGAAAAUCCGACAGAGGAGCAAGAAGACAAAGAGGCGAGAAAGCCAGACAACUCUAGUGGCAAAUCAGAGGAGCCUGUUUGCUUAGAACGGAACAGAACUGCAAGCGAAUAGUGAUGGGGGGAGAGGUGGAUCACGGAACGGACGAGCCUAUUUAUUUGCAGUUGGGCUGCAGGAUUUUAUUAAUGGCUGGAUCGGAUUUAUUAAAAAAUAGGAGCUAAAACGCACUUAACAGUUCAGGAGUCCUUGGUAUCUGUUUAAUCGCAAGCCUGCUUCAAGAUGCACUAGGGUUGGUGUUUUGCGUUGGGUUUUCGUCGUCCUCUUCUCUUUCAGCUUACUUCCGCCUUUCAGUUACCCGACUUGCAUUGCAACGGUCAAAUGUCAAUGUUUUCAUUCUUUGAGGGGUGGGAGGGAGUUUUGUAGUGCCAUUGUGGCCAAGCACCCAAGUAAGGAGCCCCAGAUGGAAAAAUGUAGCCUGGUCAAAGUUAGCGGCAGGAAGCUGAUAAGGCACACCUGAAAAAUUCGAUCGCUUGACAGGAGCCAGGUAACCCACAAUGGGCAGUUCUCUAUUUUGGGGUAGAAUUAACAUGUUUCAUAUGCCUGCAUGUGAGAGAAGCCUGGUUUGAUUUUUCCUUUCCUGAGAAGUAGUGUCUGAAAAACGUGGGGCAAGGUGUACGGACAGUUUUAUUUAUUCAUUAUUAAAUUUAUAGCCUGCCCUUCCUCCAGAGGCUAUGUAACCUGUCAGUGUUGAUUUGCCAUAAAUUUGGAAGGGACCAUGGCUGCAUCUUAUGUGGGGUUGGCAGGGAAAGGGUCAAAUGCCCCCCCCAACAGCUGCCUCUGUGCUUCAAAUUCCUCUAGAAAAAGUAGCCGUCACUCCUUUGUUUCGGGCGUUCCUGUGCAAAUCAGGGGUAGGGAACCUGCAGGGACCUCCAGAUGUUAUAAGACUCCAAAUCCCAUCAGCCCCAGACAGCGUGACCAAUGUUCAGGGAUGAUGGGAGUUGUAGCCCCAAAGCAGCUGGAGGGGGAUAGGUUCCCCAGCUCCGGUGUUUCAAUCCCAUCUUCCGAAUUAAAUAAAAAAGUUGCACAGCAUGCCAUGUUAAAUUCAUGUUUGUUUGCUUUGACUGUUGAAAACUGUCCUCCUUGCCAUCGCUCAGGAAAGCAGCCUUGACAUGCUACUUUCCUCUUUCCAAGGUAACGAGAACUCCCCUGCCUGCCACUCUUGCCCACUCCAAAAAGACACUAGCUGCCAUCCAAGGUAAUAGCAACAGACCCACCAAGUGUCCUUAAUUUUCCAGGGACAGUCACAGAUCUACAGAAGCCGUCCUGUUUUUUUUAUUUGAUCCUGGAACAUCCGCUUUUCCUUAGGGCAGACAUCCUUAUUUUCAUCAGAUAAAUGUUGGAGGGUUUGGAAUAGGACAUCCCCAGGGUUUGUUUGUUUUUCCAGCCGGAACUCGGCUCCGGCCCCUCUCAGGUGGGCGCCAUUGCCAUUAUAAGAGAACAAGGAAGGUGUCCAUGGUGAGUUCUGGCACCUCUUUUUCUAGAAAAAUAGCACUGGACCGUCCCCAUUUUCAUCGGAGAUGUUUUGGACAGUACGGAAUAGGGUGUCCCUAUUUUCCUUUGGAGAAAUGUUGCAGGGUAUGUAGCAAAUAUUUGGACACUACUGGAGAAGAUUAUCAAGAAAAAUCAAGGACGUGACCCAGUGGUGCCAGGGACCUGCCGCUUAGCACUAUUUUUCAACAGGCGACAAGCCCAUGGACCAGCUUCUCCCUCCGACAUGAUGCCCUCUAGAUGAUGUUGGACUCCCUGCAGCUCCAGCCAGCAUGGCCAUCACUAGGGAUGAUGGGACUAGGAGUCCAGCAACACCUGGAUUGCAGCAGCUUGGGAAAACUGUCAUAUGAGUACAUGGCUUUGACUUCUAUAUGUAGAGCUGGGGCUCCUCUCCCCUCUCCAAGGAACUGUGAUAGCUGCAUCAGCCCCGUUCUUGGGUAUCAGCUCAGCUCUCCAUUUUGUUCCCAUGACGUUUAUCUGUGGUACUUCGUAAAGAGUAAUAUUGAUUUUCUUUUCUUUUUUUAAAUGAUUAUUUUAUGUGGGGGAGGGGCGGGUUUGCUAUUGUUUAGACCAGUGUUUCCCAACCUUGUGCCUCCAGCUGUAUUUGGACUACAACUCCCAUCAUCCCUAGCUAGCAAGACCAGUGGUCAGGAAUGAUGGGAAUUGUAGUCCGAAAACAGCUGGAGGCACAAGGUUGGGAAACACUGGUUUAGACACAGGGUGCUCUCUCUGUACUUAUUAGCCCAAAGUAAACAGAAAGGUAUGUUUAUAGCUUUUUUUUAAAAAAAGUGACCUUUUUUUGUAAGUUAACUAUUAUAACACUGUCAUACUUAGCACUUUGGGGUGGUUUUGAUAUUUUAAAAAAAUGGUUUCUAAAAAUUGUACCCUCUAUUUUAAAAUAAUAAACCAUCUCUGCUGCUAAAGCAUAAGAGAACCUAGUCAUUUGCAUCCUGUUCUGGAGCUUUUUGCCAUCAAAGACAAUCGCUGCAAAUAGGUGGAUUCUCUUUGUGAUGCUCAUCCCAGCUCCAUUGAACGGGAUGGCUGCAUCUCAUACAGGAGAGGAAUCUCAGUGCCAUCCAGGACAUUUAGUUGGCAAUAGUUAAAGCACGUCAAAGGUAGGAUAGGGCCUUUAGCCAGGCCUGAGUGCUUCUUUUUAUAAUUAUUUAUUUUUAUAAAUCACAAAUAAAUAAAAAUAAAAAUGUACACCCCGCCACCGAGACCAUUCCAUUGUAACUAUCCAACCUCCCAAAACUUCAACACCUCUCGCGAUGGUUUGACCCCUUUCCGUUUUAACAGUAUAAAUUCUACAAACAUCUUCCGUAUCUCUUCGAAAUCAUUUCUCCUGCGUAUUCCCCAUCUUACCUUAAUGGCACGUGUUAAUUUAUCUUUAAUAGCCAGAUCCCACACCUCUUUAUACCAUUCUUCCAUUUUAUAUUCUGCUUGCCUCUUCCACCUCCUAGCUAUCAUAAUCCGUGCAGCUGUCAAUAAAUUUGUGAGCAGGUCCUUCAUAGCCGGGAAUUAUGUUCACAUGUAGUGGGGGUGUAAAUAUGUACAAUUUUUCUGGGAAAUGGUGUUUAAGAAGAUAACAGAAAUCACUGGGUUAAAGCUGACCGAAAGUCCAGAGAUUGCAUUAUUAUCAAUUUGCAAUGGGGUGGAAGGCUCACAGGCUAUGAAGGCCUGAGUGCUUCUUAAGCUGUGGAUAACUUUCUUUUUGCACCUUUAAACGCUGAACCUUAUCUUCUGUAACUCAUUCAUGGAACUCACUGGCAAAGGAUGUGACCGUGGUUGGUAGGUAAUAUGCUGUUUUAAAUGGGGAAUUGGUUGAGGAUGGAACUCAAUUUAAUAUGUAGAUUAUAUAUUAUAAAUUACAUGUUAUAAAUUUGAAGGAAGCGCCUUUGAUUUGUGUUGUGGCAUCUUACAUGGUAGAAAACAAGGUAGAAAUGGAUGUUGGGCAUCUGUAGGGUGCUUACAUUUAUAGGGUACGGACGUGGAGGUUUUGCUGCCAUGUUGUUAAUGAUUUAAAAGCACUCUCUUGGAUAGAAACAAGAUGCUCUGCAUUGACCAAGUUUCAAAACCAUGCACCAAAGCACAUGCCCUUGAUUGCUACUCACUUCUUCCAAAUGAAUGAAACUCUGAAGCCUAUCAUUGCACAGUUGGCUAGUUUAUGUUUAUACUGUAUAUUGCUUCCCACCAGUGCCUUUCUUCUGAGGAAAAAAGUGUGGGAACUCGCCACCAAGUUCAUUUGUUCAUUUAUUGCGGGCCCAAUCACAGUGCCACCCCCACCCCACCCCACCCCCCAGGCAGCGGCUAAAUGUAAGGUGUGUUUAAUAAACUCAAACAGACAAUGAUCUAGAUUAGAAAUGACCACAACUUUAUUUAUUACAGGUCUUCUUUGGCGAUUACUCGUAGCUGAGUAAGAUUGUCUUCCAUAAACAUGGUUUUAACAGUGACUGUGGAGGCCAAUUCUGGAUCCACAAAGUGGGUACAUAUGUUUCCAGGUGGGAGUUGAUCACGGUGAGGGUUUGCCAAGCGUGCCUUCCUCUUGGCAUGUUUCUCCCUUUCAUCCUGGCUUCGAGUGUCUUCAAAGCCCAUGACACCUUUGGUAAAGGCUGUUUUCCAACUGGAGCGCUCGCAGGCAAGUGUUUCCCAAUUGUUGGUGUUUAUACCACAUUUUUAAUUUUUUUUUUGCCUUGAGACAGUUUUUAAACCUCUUUUAUUGACCACCAGCAUUACGCUUCCCAUUUUUAAGUUCGGAAUAGAGUAGUUGCUUUGGAAGACGAUAUUCAGGCAUCCGCACAACAUGACCAGUCCAACGAAGUUGAUGUUGAAAAACCAUUUACAGGUAUAGGCAGAUUUUCAGCUCAGGCAUUGGGUGUAUAUCUGUUCCAGCCCCCGAAACAAACAAAAAAAAAAUCAAUUAUUUAAUUUUUUUUAAAGGUAAAGGGAUUCAGUUCCCCUGAGUUCCUACUGGGGGGGAAAAAACACCCAGCUUCCCACAAAUGGAGGUGUUCUGAAGCUAUUCUAUAAUAACGAAAUGCAGAAUAUCCCCUUAUCCCUUGCACAGCACUGUUCAAGCUUAUUUUAAAAAUUCAUAUACCCACACGUAUAUACCCCUCAUAGCCGAGAUCCCUGGCCUUGUAAAGUGGAAGUUGUGAUUUAAAUAGAGCAGGCGAUACCUAUGGGAGGGGAUGUUUAGAGUCAGUAUUUGUGUUGCUACACUCCGCUGUUACCAGACGCUAUAAUAAAAUCGCUUGCAUCAGAGGAAAGCUGACCACACAUCUUAGCACUUUUCAUAGCUCGGACUUAAUCACGGCAGGAAGCUUUCCUGCUACUAGGGGAACAUAUUGCGUCACCAGAACAUCUGACGCGGGUAUCGUGUGUCAAUCACUUUGCUUAAGGUCAUUAAAAAUAUUAGGGGGUGUCCUCUUACAAUAUAAAGCCUUUGCACGGAGCGACAAUUAACGGGGCCCGUAGCAAUGACAAAUAAUUGAACAGGUGGAUUGAAAAUAAACGUCUCUCCCGUUCGUAGCGUGGAAAGUGAUUUAACAUCAGCAAGACUCCGCAAACCGAUCUGUUGCUGAAGGGACAGCAUUUAGCAGGUUUCAGUAUGGGAAAUAAAAAUGAUACCUUCCGACGCUGUCCCCCCCCCCCCCCCGUCCCUUUCCGUUCUGCCAACACCAAGUCAUUUACUUAGUGCAGCAACCUGCUUUAGUCAUAUUUUGAGUUUAGACACACUGAAAACUCAAUUGGGAGUCUGACAUUAGCUCCUCCCCCGCUCCAACUGACACAGGUUUUUUUUUAAGCAAAAAAUUCAUUUUUAUUACAGUUUUUUUAGGUUACAAAAGUAUGUGCGCUGUCUCUUACCCCCAACCCCCCCCCCCCCCGGAUUAUAGAGUCUUUUCUGUAGAUCAGUUACAUUCAAUGUGAGACAUUACGGGUGUAUAUACAGUAUAGGUUUGGGGGAGAAGAGAGGGUGGGGUGCUAAAAAUUGCCUUCUUUUACUUAGUGUAUGUUUGGGGUGUGUGUGUGUGUUGAUGUUGAUAUGAUACAGCCAAGCUUGCCCAGGAUGUGGACCUCAUCCCACGAUUGCCUCUCUUCAGUGGUUUUUGUGAGGCUCCAAAAAUUUCCUAAACCUGUUUCACGAGACAUGAUUGCACAUGGCAAGGUGGCGAGAAACCGUCCUCUUUAGUUGACUGGCAUUUAAUAACCUCGUGUGCAAAUCACCUUGAGACAGUUGUUUAGCUAUUAAUAAAUCAAGGGUGAUUAUGGUGGUGGUGAUAAUUAAUCAGAGGAGGAGAGUUUUGCUUCUAUCUCUCUGUGUGUGCAUGUAUAUGGGAUAAGGUAAAGGUAAAAGGUAAAGGACCCUUGGACGGCUAUGUCCAGUCAAGGAGACUAUGGGGUUCAUAGAAUCAUAGAGUUGGAAGAGACCACAAGGGCCAUCCAGUCCAACCCCCUGCCAAGCAGGAAACACCAUCAAAGCAUUCUUGACAUAUGCCUGUCAAGCCUCUGCUUAAAGACCUCCAAAGUAGGAGACUCCACCACACUCCUUGGCAGCAAAUUCCACUGCCGAACAGCUCUUACUGUCAAGAAGUUCUUCCUAAUGUUUAGGUGAUAUCUUCUUUCUUGUAGUUUGAAUCCAUUGCUCCGUGUCCGCUUCUCUGGGGCAGCAGAAAACAACCUUUCUCCCUCCUCUAUUGCAGCUCCCUCCUCUAUUGCGGGUUGCGGCGCUCAUCUCACUUUCAGGCCUAGGGAGCCAGCAUUAGUCCACAGACAGCUUUCCGGGUCAUGGGGCCAGCAUGACUAAACACUUCACAACAGAACACCGUGAUGAAAACCAGAGCGCACGGAAAUGCCAUUUACCUUCCCGCUG